AUGCAGGUUCUCUAUAAUGAUAUGGGUCACAGAAUCACAGAUGGAGAUGAGAUCGCUAAGGAAUUUGUUUCAUAUUACAAGAAUCUCAUGGGAAAGGCAAAGGUUACUUCUAAACCUAAUUUUAACAUUAUUCAAUCAGGUCCUUGUCUGUCAAAUGCUCAAGCCAGUUUGCUCUCUAACCCUGUCACCAAGGAAGAAAUCAGAAAAGCUAUUUUCUCCAUGUAUGAAAAUAAAUCUCCAGGUCCUGAUGGGUAUGGAUUUUCUUUCUUCAAAUCAGCUUGGUCAAUUGUGGGAAAUGAUGUUACUCUGGCAAUUGAAGAAUUUUUUAAAUCUGGAAAGCUUCUAGGGGUGGUUAAUUCAACUUCAAUCACUCUAAUACCAAAGGUGAAGUGCCCUAAAACCCCUGCAAAUUUUAGGCCCAUCUCAUGCUAUAUGCUCAAGGGUUUGAAAUUUCCAGAGUUUAUGAUUAACAGAAUUAUGGCUUGUGUUACUAGUCCAAAAUACUCUAUCUCUCUUCAUGGAUCUCUUCAUGGAUAUUUCAAAGGAGAGAGAGGCCUUAGGCAGGGUGACCCUCUUUCCCCAUAUCUCUUUAUUUUGGGUAUGGAAUAUCUGUCUAGAAGCUUGAAUAUCCUCAAGAAUGACAGCCAGUUUAGAUAUCAUCCCAAGUGUGGAAAAAUGAAGCUUACUCAUCUCAUUUUUGCCGAUGAUUUGCUGUUAUUUGGGAGAGGAGAUUUAUAUUCAAUCCAGAAAUUGUAUCAAUGUGUUAGGAAGUUUGGUGAAACUACUGGCUUGGAAGCAAAUCAAGAUAAAUGUUCUGUUUUCUUUGGUGGAGUAAAUGAAACAGUUAAAAAUGAUAUUAUUAAUCUCUUGGGAUUCAAAGAAGGCUCUUUUCCUAUCAGAUAUUUGGGUGUGCCUCUCAUCUGCAAAAAGCUUUCAUAUGUGGACUGCAAUGCACUCAUUAAUCAAGUGUCUAACCAGUUUCAAACCUGGAUAAAACAUAGGAAACUUUCCUAUGCAGGCAGACUGGAAGUUAUCAGGAGUGUAAUUCUGGGGAUUCAAGUGUUCUGGACUUCUAAUUAUGUCUUGCCUAUCAAAGUUACCAGAAAAAUUGAUGAAAUGUGCAGAAGCUUUUUAUGGGGAAAUUCUAAAUCACCCCUUGUUGCCUGGGAAUCAGUGUGCUUGGGAAGAAAGCAGGGAGGUCUUGGGGUAUUCUCAGCCACUACUUGGAACCUGGCAGCUUCAUUAAAACUCUUAUGGGUCAUUCACAUUAAUAAAGAAUCCCUUUGGAUUAAAUGGAUACAUGGUAACUACUUAAAACAAAGGGACAUUUGGAAUGUAAGUCCUAAGAUUGGUGAUUCCUGGAUGUGGAAACAAAUAUUGAAGAAGAGAGAUAAGGCUAUGUCUAUUUGUGGAGGGUGUGAUAACCUGUUGGAGCUCCUGAACUCUUGCUUGAGCAAUUCAAAACCUCGGUUAUCUACUCUGUAUCAUUUCUUCUCCCCAGUUUCUCAAAGAGUGCCUUGGCAUGACACUAUAUGGGAUAAAAUGAGCUAUCCAAAACACACUUUCAUAUUCUGGCUUGCUGUGCAAAAUCGACUGCUUACGCAAGAUAGAUUGAUGAGGAGGGGAGUCAUAGAUACAAAUGUUUGCAGAUUGUGUUCAGCUGAAAGCUUAGAAAGUCGAAACCAUCUUUUUUUUGAGUGUGGGUUUUCCAGUGAAGUUUGGAAUUGCGUCAUGAAUUGGUUAAAAUUCACCUGGAAAUCUUGUGACUGGAGAAUCCUAUUGGAAUGGUUUUGCACUGGACUAAGGGGUAAAGGAUUCAAGCAUGGUAUCAAACGUAUGGCUCUUGCUGCAACUAUAUACAGGAUCUGGGUUGAAAGAAAUGCUCGGAUUUUCCAACAAAAGAAAAAGAGUAUGGAGUGUUUGAUUAAGGAUAUUAAGAUGGAUAUUCUUAUGUCCAAUCUUAAUGCACCAAUAUCGGAUGAGAAUAAGGAGUGGUUAUGCUCCCUAUAA
Asparagus officinalis (garden asparagus) is the source of this 2010-nucleotide messenger RNA. RefSeq lists its product as uncharacterized. The transcript has 2 exons. The record is from RefSeq and is a predicted model, not a curated record. NCBI's taxonomy places the organism in Eukaryota, Viridiplantae, Streptophyta, Magnoliopsida, Asparagales, Asparagaceae. The coding region runs from base 1 to 2010 and encodes 669 amino acids.